Molecule: messenger RNA, 9766 nt
Organism: Prinia subflava (tawny-flanked prinia)
Lineage: Eukaryota; Metazoa; Chordata; Aves; Passeriformes; Cisticolidae
Gene: ORC5
Product: origin recognition complex subunit 5
Exons: 15
Coding region: 185-1525 (446 amino acids)
Biological process (GO): DNA replication initiation; DNA replication
Cellular component (GO): nuclear origin of replication recognition complex; nucleus
Molecular function (GO): DNA replication origin binding
Source: RefSeq, a predicted model, not a curated record
UCACGGCCGCCCCGCCCCAGGCGGACCCGCCGUGGCCACGGCGCAUGCGCGCGGCCCGGGGAGGCGGGGCGGCGGCGCGCGCGCGGCGGCGGCGGGAGCGAGUGAGGCGCGAUCACUUUAUUUGUUGUCUCUGCACCUCAAAAGGGACAUGCAUGUUUAGGUGACAAACCACAGGAAUAUCAAAAUGCCUAAUCUUGAACAUCCAGCCUACCCAGCAGCCGACCUGCUUCACCUGGAAAAUUUGGUGCCUUGUCGAGAGUCCCAGGUGUCCACGUUGCUGUCAAUAUUUGGCGAGCGUCAGCAGUUUAGUUUUCCAUCCAUCUUUAUCUAUGGACAUACAUCUAGUGGAAAGACUUACGUGAUGCAAACUCUUCUAACUACCUUACAGCUUCCUCAUGUGUUUGUGAACUGUGUGGAAUACUUUACAUCCCGGCUUCUUCUAGAAGAAAUUCUCAUCCAGUUGCAAAGCUGUUCUGGCACAGAGCAGACCUCUCCUGUGCACUGUGAUACUUUGAAUGACUUUGUUCGUCUGUUUAAACAAGCUUUGGCCACUCAGGAGCUUCAAGAUCAAACAUUAUAUAUUGUUCUGGAUAGAGCAGAGCAGCUGAGGGAAAUGGAAGCAAACAUCCUACCAGCAUUCCUUAGGCUUCAGGAGCUGACUGACAGAAAUGUGACAGUUGUUCUGCUCAGUGAAAUAGUAUGGGAACUGUUCCGUCCAAACAUUGGGUGCUUUGAGCCAUUCACCAUGUAUUUUCCAGAUUACAGCAUAGGACAUCUGCAGAAGAUCUUGUCUCAGAAUCAUCCCCCAGAAUAUUCUGCAGAUUUCUAUUCUGCGUAUAUCAAUAUUCUGCUUGGUGUCUUCUACAUGGUCUGUAGGGACCUGAAAGAACUUCGGCAUCUGGCAGCGCUCAAUUUUGCUAAAUACUGUGAACCAGUGGUCCGAGGGGAAGCAAAUGAGCGCGACACCCGCAAACUCUGGAAAAAUAUUGAACCUCAUUUGAAGAAGGCAAUGCAGACUGUUUAUCUCCGGGAAAUAUCCAGCUCACAGUGGGAGCGUUUGCAGCAUGAUGAUGGAGAGCCUGGGCAGUUGAAAGGACUUUCUGCACAUACCCAUGUGGAACUUCCUUAUUACUCCAAAUUUCUUCUAAUAGCUGCUUACCUUGCCUCCUACAAUCCUGUUAGGACAGAUAAGAGAUUCUUUCUUAAGCAUCAUGGGAAAAUUAGAAAGACCAACUUCAUGAAGAAGCAUGAGAAGACCAGCAAUCACCUACUUGGGCCAAAGCCAUUUCCCCUGGACAGAUUGUUGGCAAUAUUAUAUAGUAUUGUGGACAAUAGAGUUGCUCCAACUGCAAAUAUAUUUUCCCAGAUCACCUCUCUUGUGACACUGCAGCUGUUAUCCAUGGUUGGCCAGAAUGACCAGCUUGAUGGACCACGAUACAAAUGUACUGUAUCUCUGGACUUCAUCAGAGCUAUUGCCCGGACCGUGAACUUCGACAUAAUAAAGUACUUGUACGAUUUCUUGUGAAAACAAGCUUCACAGCCAUAUGGACACUGUGACAAUGACUAAGGCAAGCUGUGUUCAUCUCUCUACUUAGCUGGCCAGAAAGAAGAAUAUUUUGGCUCUUUUGGAUUUGUCUAAACAGGUGCUGGCCCAGCAUGGAACCUGAUGAAAAUACUCUGAUUGGUCUGGGUGGAUCUGAGCAGAGGACUAUUUACCAGGGACCCUGGAGUAUUUGGAAGCAAUGUGUUAAUUAUAAACAGCAGGGUUUGAGCACAAUCUGUUCUACUCUUAAUGAUGUUAUCUUAACACUGAAAUUGCCUGAAACCCAUUUACUUAGGACUGCAUUUUGCUCUAUGAACUCUCCCCAGUGCUUUGAACAUGGCAGCAGCCGUUGUUUGUAUGCCCAGUCUUUUCACUUCCUCUCCACAGGAAUCUUUGCAAUUGCCUGCCAAAGCAGCUUUUCCUGAGGCCACCAUUUUAGGAGAGUGGAGUAGCAAAGUAUAAUAAACAUAAGAACAUAUUUAAAAAUCAAGCUGGUACAAAUUCUUCUUUCUGUUCAGUAGUAUGUAGGCAGACUGUUACCCUGUUAUAUGGAGAUCACGAUGAUGGGAAACUCCCAAUUAGUCACCAUACUGUCUUUUACGGACCAUUCAUAAAUGUUGACUAUGAAUGUAUUUUUACAAAGCUCUGUUGUAAAAAAUUAAUUGAUUCUUAAAAGUUCUAUCCCUAUAUCAAACUUGAAAUGUUUUAUUUUUGCUUCAUCAUUCUAUAGUCCUUUUAUGCUCAUCCUGUUACAUGAAGUGCUUAUUAUAGUGCUGCAUGGAGUUAAUGUACUUUUAACAUACACACCAUAUAAUGGCUUUUGCAACAGCCUCUGUCCUGUAGUGGAGAAUGGCACAGCUGCCUUUUCAUCAGGAAGGGAGAAAUUCAACAGGUGAACGAGUCUUUCUGCAGCAAUUCCCCAAAAGUGGUGGAACAGUGAAUAACCAAUGUGGUACUGUAACAUAAAACUUUGUCUUUGGAAAUACCUAUUUGAAUACACUACAAUCACAGCUUACAAGUUGAAGAUACACAAUUUAUGGAGCAUUAAAAUCCUCUAGUCCUCUAGCUGGAGGUUAUUUUCUUCAUGAAUAUGAAGAAUUCAGUAGUCCUCUUGAAAACUCCAGGUCCCAAAGCCUGGAGUUUUUUUGUUUUGUUUUUGGGUUUUUUGGGUUUGUGUUUUGUUUUGGUUUGGGGUUUUUUUUUUUUUUUUUUUUUUUUUUUUUUUUUUUUUUUUUUUUUUUUAAUUAUUAUUAUUUUUUAUUUUAUUUUUCUCCCCAACUGUGGAUGUGUGGCCAUACUUCUGGAUCCAGACCCAAGUGACAAAAGCAUCCUUCUGGCCAAGCUCUGGCUUCCUCCCUCUGGGGAGUGUGAAGGAGCAGCAAUGAGUCAUCUCCGUGAUCUGUUUCCCUUCCUACCGCUGAGCUGGAUCAAACCCUGCACCUGUCCAUGAGGUGGCAACAUUUGUCACACUUACUGAAGUGCUUGAAUGUAAAUACAUAGCCUGUCUCAAAAGUGUUUACUACCUGCUUUUGUUUUUACUUAUAAAAAUGUCCAUAAUGUGAACUUUGGGGUAAACUUUACUGUGCCUUUCUAUCUUGGAGCUAGUGCCUGGCUCUUGUGGAUCUCCUGUGUGACUACCUAGGGUUGCAGUUUGUAGUGGAAAGAAGUUUUGAGGUAACAAUAUGUCAGCUAAUCCAUGUAAAACAGUAGCAGUAGAUCCUAGGGAUUUUUAAUUUCUGAUCUGGAUUAAAAUUUGAUAUAUGAAACAUGAUGGGACUGAUACUGAUAAGUUAUUGUUAAGUGCUACAAAACUUGAGUCACAAAAUUUCAUUUUCAGUAACCUAAAUCAUUCCCACCAAACAGAACAGACGCUCAAAACUCUUCAGCUCCUAAUCUGGAGCACAAAUUAGACAUAAAAUAAAGGUCUUAGAAAUUAAGCAGUGAGAAAAUGUGGUGCUGCUGAUAGUUUUCUUUAGUCUAAUUUCUUCUAUACUAGCCUUAUGAGUAUUGGUGAUUAUUUCCAGUGUAAAUCCAAAGGAUAAGGAUACUAAUUUUUGACGAAUGUAGUUAAUUUGACUGAAAUAAGGUUGACUAGAGAAGAAGUAGUAACUGAGGAUUCAUUAGAUAGAACCACUCUCCUAACUUUGAAGGCACUUUUUUGACCUUUGUGAAAGACUCCUAUCAGUGAAAUAAAAUUUAAAGCUGAAUCAGCAGAGUAUGAGAAUGAGCAAGGUGACUGAAGUGCAAAUGAUUGAUGUAGGCUAUAACUAUGCUGAUGAUGAAUAGUAGGAUUUAUUCUGACAAACUAGAAAUAUUUCUAUAUAGCCAUGUCAAUGAGUUUAUAAAUUACUGCUGAGUUUCUUACUAGGUACCUUAGCAAUGUUCUGUUCUGAGACCCCAUUUUCAUGGAUGAGGCCUCUUUUAGCCUCCUUUGGGCCAGGAUUUCACCUCUUCUACAGGUGGUUUUGAAAACUAUGCAACAACUAUCUGCAAGAUAGUUUAAGUAAUCAGAAAACCUUCAGUACUUUAGUGCUGUGGUAUGUAUUUUAAAAAUAGCCAUUUUUUUUCAUCAUUCCUGAGUCACAAAACGUUAUAAUGCUGAAAAAAAUUACAGACUUAAAGCGCUUCUCUCCAGUGGCUGAUCCAGACAUUAACAGGAGCUGGGGGCUUUUCUUACAAGGAUAAAGUAAUGGAAAAAGAAAUGCAGGUAUCAUCAGUUGUGAAGAGAUUAGUGUCCUUGAAUAGCUCUGGCUUCAUCAACAGCUGCAUUUUGAUUCACAUAACAUGGAGAAUUUAUUUUUUAAGAAGGCUUGCAAGGCUGCAUCCACACGUAAUACGUUAGUUGGUUCACUGUUUUUGGACAGUGAUUUGUCUUUGGUUAUCCUAGAACCUGCUGCUUCUACUGUAACAAUUCCUGUAGCUAUUGGCUCUUUUGGGGUGAGAUAAAGACAUGCAUUGUUUAUUUCAGUACCUUCUAUACACCGUGUAAAAACACAUUCCUUCUUGCCAUUGGUGAAACUUUUCCAGUAUCCACCAAGUACCAUUUUGACAAGGCCAUUCAGGCACUGUGUUUUCCUCCUGUUCCAUAACUGGAACAGCCAGCCAUGCCAGGAGAAUAGUGUGAAGGACAGGAUUUCCAGCAGGAAUGUAGGAGAUGCUGCAUGUCUGUAACCUGCAAUAUAGGCAAUAUGUAUCCAGCCAAGUGUCUCAGGAUUAGGUAUUCCCUCUGCACUUUUCCUGGCCGAGAUGGCAGGGAAGAGUGAGAAAUGGCAGGUUCUUGAGGGCUUCCUGGAAGUUGUACUGUGUGUUCUGGUCAGCCCAGGCACUUGGGGGACACAAGAUUUACUCCAUCUAGAGGUAACUCCUACCAUAGGUGAAGUAACUUUUCCAGUUUUCUCAAUGACAGAAUGGCACAACUUACAAAAGAGCCUAAUCAUUGCUGGUAAAUAUGCAUUGGGAUAAAGAUACAGCUUGAUUAGCAAGUCUAAUCAUAGACAAUACAAAAUUUUUAUAUGUUUGUAGAUACUGGAAUGGCUCCACUAGAAAAUUGAAUGGGAGAUUAAUUGCAAAAACCAUGUGUUUUUUAUCUCAGCUUUGUUGUGAGAUCUUUUGCUAUGAGCAGGCUGAUUCAAAGGAGCUGUACAAUACUCAGAUAAGGGUAACUUUUUGAUUCUGUAUUUUUGUGCAUGUUUAUUAAAACUAUUUAAAGAAUAAAUCUGAAAGCAAUACAGAAAUUGUUUGUAUAUGCCAGCAGAGUUGAAACUGCAGAAGUGCAAUCCAUAUAAUGACCAUAUUCAUGUUUUCCUGAAAACUUAUGUCUUUAAAAAGCCACACCUCAAUGACAGUGUCUAUGCAAAACAAAAACCAGAAAAAUAUCAUACUGCUUGUUACUGGACAUUAGCAAUAGAUCAGCCAUAUAUAGCCAAUUAGCCAUUCUAAUUGGACAUCAGCAAUAUACACCCAUGUAGGGGUAUCCACCCAGGUGUCUGAUGUCAAGGAGCUCAGAAGUGUGGUAUUAAAAACCGACUGACACUGUCAAGCAGCCCUUGGAGGGAGGUGUUCCCAUGCUGUUGAACAAGUAAAUGUCUGACUGUAAGCAGGGAGUCUUGGAGUGGGAACAUGAUGUCCAAAGUACCACGGGUAGACUUAAUGUUGGAAGUGUUGUAGUGCACUGUACUUAGUACUAGAGCACCCCCUCCUCUGCCAGUGACCAAUACCCUGUUUUUCCAAAGCAGCAGAAGUAUCCGUAACUCUUCCUUUUAUUUGGUUGAAACUACAUUUGAUAAUAAAUCAUUUCCACUGGUGUGUUGCAGUUGCCAAAAAGGAUUUGAUGUACAGCUCUUCCAAGGGAGUUUCCAUCAACAGGCAGCAAAGUACUGAAACAAGAUCCGUGUUUACUGCCUCCUGUUCAGCCAGGCAGCUAGGCAACUCCAGUAGGGAAACAGGCUGGGCUUUCCUUUGAGAUGAAGCUGUGGAUGAACUGGCCCUUUUGACAGCUUUGAUGUUUUGAAGUAUCCAGAACUCUAUCAGACUUCUGUAUUCCUCUCUGUUUCUUCCUGUGCCCUCGUACUGCAAUUCUGUGUUAUUUUUUGAAAUGGUCCUUGCAGAGGUUUGCACCAGAAGCACAAUGAGCUCCUGGGUGUGUUAUCCCCCAAAGGAUCAGGAUCAGCAGAGCAGGAGGGCUGCUGUGGGCUGUCUGUCCCCCUGUGGUGCAGGUGUGCAUUGUUCAGCUAACCUGUUGCCACAUACUGCCUUCUGUCCUGCCAGGACUUGUUUGGAUAUUCGGAGAGAGGUCUGUUGUGUACUUGAAGGUGGAUGUUUGGCUUCAGCAAGGUCCUUUUCCAAAACCUGGUGCAGUAUGUUAAACCAUGAAUGCUGUACUCUCCUCUUGUACUUGGUGUUCGUGUUUCAUAUUUGUUCAGUUUUGAUGAAAUGCUGAUGAAAAGCUCGUGUCAGUCUCAGACUGAUUUAGUAAAUGUGAUUUUUCUUAAGCAGCACAGCAAAGGUGCAGCUUUGCCUAAUUCAUUCAGCACAUAUGUUCCAUUUUCCUGGCACAUAGAUUUUCUACAGAACAUGAUUUCUAAUAUGCAAAUAGCUUCUUUACUGCAUUCGAUUCUUGUUCAGGGAAAUGUGUGCUGCACAUUGUUUCAUGUACUUUUUUCAAAUAGUUGAGUUCAGAGGAAUAAAAGAGGGCUGGGAGAGCAGGAAAAUUGAGCUUUGCUAGCAGGCUUUCCUGGUACUUCAGCAGCUGAGCACUUCCUGUGUGUUCACGUAGGUAAGGAGAAUUUUCACAUAGGCACCUCCUAAAUCCCAAAUCAGAGAAUAGUUGUGAAGAGAGAAUAGCUAAGAGUGAUGUAAGUAACCUCAUUAAAACAACCUUGCCAGAUGAGGGGGCCUGUUUCUACAAAACCCAGCAAAAGAAGAAAGGAGUGUACCAGAGAGACAGUGAUGGAGAGCAAAGUUGUUUACCACUCUGGUGGCAAAAGCCUUGAUUAUAAUAUUGCUGUUUGCAGCUUGCUGUUUCUCUUUAGUUUGAGUUUUUACAGUGUUUAUGAUGGUUCUGUUCUCCCUGACCCCGUUUCCAUCAGUGCAAUCCCACCUGUGUUUUUUUCUUCCUCUGCCAUUUCACCCAGUGCACCGAGAGCUCCCACCGGGGCCAGCGGUUUGUGUGAGGAAGGGAGUGCCCUGCUCUGUGCCAGCCCUGGUGUUGCCAUCCUAGAGCAACUCAACAUCUCAGGCUUGGGAUGGCAACAGCAGAGAGUGGUUGUUUCAUCUUGCAGGGUAUAGGAACUUCAGCAACACUCCUGAAAAAGAAAGACGUGAUGUGAAUAAGCAAAAAGAUCUACAAGGGAGGCAAAUUAUGUUAUUUGUGUGCAAUUACAGCAGUUCCUGAAUUCCAGCUGCAUGGCUGAAUGAAUACCCAUCCCAUUUCCUCACAUUUACAUUUUUAUGCUGGUUUUGAUUAUUUCUUAAGGAUGCAAAUCAUUAAGAAACAGCAAAUAACUGGGAGUUCUGCUCAAACUUUCUGAGAACACCGUCAUGUUGAGAUUUGGGAAUUUCAGGGAAAAUGAGAAGAACAACCAAGACAAGUACACGAUUUCUCCAGUUAUGUAAACAAACCUGUAGCUCCUGCCUUCCGGGGAGGGGACCUUCCUCUCUGUCAGCACAGGCUCUUUCACUUGACUGAGCCUGGGGCUGGGGCAUGUGCAGGAACCUUAAAUAACUUCUUCAGUGCUACUCUUCACUUCAAGCAAGAUAGAACAUGUCUGGAGCUAUCAGUAAAGAGAUGUGUUUAUGUAUCCUGAGUGUGUUGCUUUUCAGUGGCUUGGAAUCCUUUAAAAAAUUUUAUCUAAUGUCAAGAGAGUGAGAGGGGUCUCUGGUUGAUUAUAGGAAAAGCAAAUAUGAUGGUUGUGCAAAGAGUCAUUUACUUUCUGCAAAAUAAUUUGUCCUCAGCAAUGCCUCUGUUGUUCACCAUCCAGUUUCUUUCAAGUCAGACCGCUGAAGAGCUGAUCCCUCUGAUUCAUUUGGGAUGCACUUGUAGAAAUAAGUAACUUCAUACGUAAUAUAAAGAGUGGGGAAGCAGGGGAUUCAACUGAAAAUUCAAACUGCUCUGCAUUGGGUGGCCCUCACACUACAGGAGUCAGAAAUCCUGGUUUCAGAAUGCUACAUAAAUAUGUGGCUGGUUUAUAUUUUCCUCAGAUGGUACAACUUCAUGUAUUUUUGGUGUGGAAGGCCAAAUGUGUGACCAGGGGCAGCUGUUUUCCAUUAGUAGCUAAAGAGUAACUCAUUGCUCAGAAAAGAGCAGUGUCUUUCAUGUUCACAGCCAAAGAGAUACAGAGAUAAUGGAGGAAGUCAGGUGGUGCUGCUGCUGUUUACUUCUCACUUUCCCGUCCUGGGGAAGUGAGGAUGGUGAAAGAACGCAGUAAGAUCAUGAAUAUCAAAUGAUACAGUAAGACAUGGAUCACCACAGGUUUCUGAUGAUCCAAGGUCUGGUACUUCGGGCUGCCCCUAGAGCUGCUGGAUUCUCUUUGGGGAUGUCAUCUUUGACGCUCCUCAAGCUACUGAACCAGUCAGAGGAGAGAGAGAGGACAGCUUUUCCUGCCUUGAUGCCAAGCUGCUGCUGUUGCGCUUUUCAGCUGAGGGCGUGAAGUUUGGAGCAGAUGACCUGGGCACACGUGUUUGGACACAGAGAUCUAGAAUGGUUACAUGGAUCACUGUGUGGAACAGAUUUACUCCUCAUUCAGCUUGUUUAAAUUACAGAAGAGACCAGUCUCAACAGGGAUUGGGCUAAUCCUUUUUCCUGUUUGUGUCAAACAGUUCUCAGUCAUUUAAAACUGGAAUUUCUUUUUGCAUGAAACAAGUCAGCAUAGGCUGCUUACCCAGUUCCAACUCUGACUCCUAAGAAAGUUAUUCUUUUAUUUUUAGCAGGUUAAGGAACAUCAUUUAUGCUAACCUUUUUUUCUUUUGAAUCCUUUUCUACAGAUGCCUUCCAGAAAUCUUUGGAUGUUCGAUAUGUUACUAUAGAUAUAUAGUAAAAUUUUGACAGCUUUUGUAUUCCUCAAAACCUGAGGUUCCCUGCAGAGACCUUUUCUUCACUGUAGCCUUAUUGCCAAGUUGUCAGAGCAUUAAUUAAACUAGAAGAAUAAGGCAUUGCAUGUAAUUUCCUAAACUGGAUGCCUUCAUGUCAGGGACAUAUCUCCAUGGUAAGAACCUGUAUAUAAACAAAAAAUAAGCUUGGCGACAGUACAAAAGCUCAUGCAGGCUUUUAAGUGAGAAACAUGGCAAAAGAAAAUACAGAAUUUAAAGCAAAGUAUUUCUUGGGAAAAUGAAGACCUCUGAAUACUGCAGUCAUUAAGAACAAAUGUGAUGAUUUUGUUUGGCUAUUUGGAGUAUUCCAAUGCUACUUUUAAUCUCCAUAUUUUAGGUAUUUAUUGGCUCAAAUCAAAAAGUGUUCUUAUUCUAAACCCCACUCAUUUAUUAUAGGUAGACUUAACAUAUCUUAGUGGGAUUAUGGAUUCUCUGUACAAGCACAUAAAAUUAUGUAUAGUAAAACUUUAUUCCCUAUAAACUGCUAAUAAUUUGCAUACUUUUCAUUUUGUUGCAUGGCUCAAAAUGUCUUCUUAUACUAUACUUCACCUCUCAAUUUGAUGUGCAUUUACUCUGCUGUUUAGAAGCCAAAAAAAUACAUCAAACAUGUUGAUGUUUUUUCUGCAAUAAAAUGAA